Entamoeba invadens IP1 is the source of this 2469-nucleotide messenger RNA. RefSeq lists its product as hypothetical. The record is from RefSeq and is a predicted model, not a curated record. Gene Ontology annotation, cellular component: cytoplasm. Gene Ontology annotation, molecular function: protein binding. NCBI's taxonomy places the organism in Eukaryota, Evosea, Mastigamoebida, Endamoebidae. The transcript has a single exon. Bases 1 to 2469 code for a protein of 822 amino acids.
AUGUCUGCACUGAGCCAGGAAAUUGGACGGUACCUCGACUCGUUCAUUAAAAGUAUCACAGCAAGCAAAACGGGUGAUAUUGAGUUAACGCCACCCCUUGUCAUGCUAUUGAAUGGAUUUUCUCAUCCGUGUUUUGGGAACAAAGAGGCGUAUGCAGACUUUUUAAGAGACUUACGGCACGUAACUAUUGUCCCAGAAAAGGUUGACAUGUACUCGGACAAUCAAUGGAAAGAAAUGAUUAAACUUCCAAUUGGGUUUGUCUCGUCGUGUCGAAUAACACGAUUUGUAUUAAGAAAUUUGGACCAGGUAUUUGUCGACUUGGGAACGCCAGGACUUGGAGACAGUCUUGUCGAAUUGAAUGUCACAAGCUGCCAAAUUCGGAACUUAGAAAUCUUUUUGGGAAGUACACAAGAAGUGGUGUGGAAACGUCUGAAGAAAUUGAUCAUCACGGGGUGCAAAAUACGAGAAAUUCCAGUUGGGGUGUUCAGCUUGAAGUUGUACCCGAAGCUGCAGAUGUUAGACUUGUCGAAGAAUGAAAUCAAAAUUAUUGAAAAUGUGGAGGAACUCAAAUUAGACACUUUAAUAUUGAAUAACAACAAAUUGUACCAAUGCUACUUGUACUGCACGCCAUAUCUUAAAAAUCUUUUUGUUGAUUGUAAUGACUUUGAAAGCUUAGAUGGGUUCCAAGCAUUUGAAGGACUCGAGUGUUUGUCGAUUCGGAAGAAUCAUUUGCAUUUUACUGACAAAGAUAAGGACUGCUUCAAACUCUUGAAAUGUUUGUGUGAAUUGGAUGUCAGUGAAAAUCCGUGUGGAGACGCACGUCAAAGGUUUUUGUCUGCUUUGCCAAAUCUGUCGGAACACUUGGAGUUCAUUUUUAAUGAAGACGACGUCCCAAUGAAGGAAAUAGGAAAGGUAAUGCGGGAACAAAAAGUGGAUUUGACUGAGCAAAGUAUAGUCGCAAACAUUAAAGCAAAUUUGGAUAUUAACAAAGAAAAUAACAAGAAGAAUUGGGUUGAAAAAGUGGAUAAAUGGGAAAUAGAUUCACACACUGCAGUUGUUCUUCCCCAACUUAGAAAGGAGAAUCGGUAUAUUAGUUUCAUGCAAUAUAUGGUUUCUGAUGUAAAGAACAAACCAUAUGAGAUGGUGCAACAAGACGUUAAGACUGUAGUUGAACUGAAAAAGAUCUGUAACGUCAAAGUCGGUGUAUUUUUAAGUGAAAAGAAUAAUGAGGGCAGAGGUGACGAGAAUGUGUUUCCAAUGACUUUCAUCUCACCAUUACAAGACUUUGAACGGUUUUAUGUGCGACUCGGUGAGAUUAAAAAUAACAUUCGGUUUGUUGUAGCGAUUGACACGUUAGUCCAGGCCAUUAUAGAUGAAAGAAAAUUAGUGAAAAACGUGUGUGUAGAUUGUGUGAAUCAAAUUGCAAGAAAGUACAAUGGGCGAAUCAUCCGCCUUGUUCUUCCGGUUGAGAAAAACAGCGCGAGAGAAAAAAUUCAGAAGGUGAUUGACGUGCUCAACGCCAACGAAGACUUGAUAAACGACAACUCAAUUCGAAGAGAUGGGCGAUUCUUAUUCGUCCAACAAGCACUCAAAAUCCUUCGACAAGUCAGUGAGAUCGACCGAUCGAGUAUCGGCGACGAAGAAAAGAAGAAACAACUCGACGACUAUGUGAAACAGCAAAUCACACCAAUUCGUAAAGAAAUGAAGAAAACGGACUUCGCCAUUUCAAUUACUCAAAGUUCAACACGAGAAGCCAAUUUCUUGGAAUCGAAACAACCAAAAAAGGUCGGCGAAGUCGACAAAAACGUUGUUGAGAGUGUACCUGAAGUCGCGACUGAGGAAGUCACAGAAGAAGUUCAAACUCCAAAGGAGCCCCGAGUCAGUCUUUCAGCUAAGAAACCAAGCCGAAGACUGUCGAUGCGAUUGAAGAAAAAGACACAAGAAGAGCAAAAGUCUGAACCCCGUUCCAAAGAUAUUUCAAACUCCCUUUCACAACUUUUGGAGGACAAAUCGGAAGCUACAGACUCUUCAGAAGACAAGAGAGAAGAACCAAAAAUCGAAGAAUUCAACAUCGAAUCACCAAAAGAAGAAAUCAAAGAGAAUACAAACGUGCCAGAAUUCACUAAACUCGACGUGAAGACGACAGGCGAUCUUAGUUCGUCUAAAGCUUUGGAAGUUGAAGAGAGUUCAGUGCCAAAGUCAACCCACCGAGUGGCUCGAGGCGGAAAAGGACGAAAAAAAGCCACAAAAAAUGCGUUUAAAGUUGGGUCUAAGGACUUAAAGGAAGAAGAUGUUGUGCAUGUGGAAGCAGAUGACACAACACCGACAACAUCGAAGACAGAGACAACUACAGAAGGUAGUGCUGAAGAGAUUAAACCUAAGAAACCCAUUGGAGGACAACAAAUGAUGCCAGGGCUUGGGAUGGCACAGUUGCAAGGUAUCCGCCUCAAAAAAAUCGAUAAGAAUUAA